AUGCACGGGACAGGACGGAAAGUGGAGACCAGGUCGGCGCUGCAGUCGCCUUGGCUUCCUGUUUGGGCAGCUGCUCCCCGAGCCCGAGGCCGGGGCAGGGCUGGGCAGACCCGGGCUUGUCGAGAGACCUCAGCUGGGCGGCUGUGCCAGCAGCCGGAAGAUCUGUCUUUGAAGUUUCCAUCCGCCAGCUCUCCUCUCGUGUCAGAUGCGCUGCCCAGCACGUGCGUCUCACGGCGCUGCUGUGGUAAACCCCUGCUCCUGGACAGCGGCGAAGGACUCAGGAAGGAGAGGGCGGAUGGGGUGAACCCACCGGCGCAGCUGCUGCUGGUGACCCUGGACGUCCCAGGACGUGCACCGCGGAUUCCACCAGCUGCGAACCCCAGCCCUCGACCAAGAGUCGCAGUGUGCUGCGUGUGUCCGGACCCUUGUCCUCCCUGCCUGGCCAGCUCGGCAGAGCAGCUGCUCCCCCCGCGCCUGCAUCUGUCGGGGACGGAGGGGACGGAGAGGAUGUCGAGUGUGCGCACGAUUCCAUGCGGCUCCCGGGCACGGACUCAAGGACCUGCCGACUUCGUUGUCAGCAUCCUGCCGUGGACUGGGCCUGGGUGGCGGCUGCCACUGCCCUGUCCCCACUGCUCCGCCGCUGGCUUGGGCCAGGUCCAGGAGGAGCAGAACAGGAUGCAGCCGGAGUUACAGCCCACUGCGGGUGCUGACACCCUUGGGCGGUCCCGUUCCAUGAAGGUGAUUGUCAUUCAAAAUGCCGUUCACAUCAUGCGGUCUUUGCGCAGACUCUUCGGCCUCCUGAUACGGACCUACACUGAGCUCCGGGCCUUCGGCUGGAUCCUUCGGAUCUCCAGCGUGCAGACAGACCUUUGCACUCUGCACAUCUGCAUCUGGAUUGCCACUGAAGAACCUGGGAACCAACUCCAGGAGGAGAUGAGAGCCUCACAGACCGGGAACGUUCAUCAGGAGAGCCCACUUCUAGAGGGAGACGACAUCGCAACUCGGGGAGACCCCGAGGGGCUCACAGCCGACCUGGAGUACAGCUACAGCACGUGCUCCCCGCCCAGCGGGCCGCUGGAUGACAGCGAGCACCAUUCCCAGGCCCUGGUGGAGCUGGAUGUCAUCUCCCUGCUGCCUGUAGUGUCCCUCCAGGACGUGGCCCCCACUGCCACCGCCUUCUCCACGGCCAGCCUCCUCCACAGCCCGGGUCUGCCUCACCACGCCACCCUCGGUCUCCAGCAGGAGGUGGCCGGCUGUCCCGUUCCCCCGAGCGACCCGGGCCUGGGCCUGCCAGGGCCUGAGCCCAAGGGCCCCGAUGCUCAGGAUAUCUCCUGCUGCCGUGAACAGAAGCCCACCGGGCCCACUGGGCCUGUCACCCAGAACGACCACAUGUCCGAGCACAGUCUCUACUCCAUCGUCCAUGACAAGUCAGAGAAGUGGGAUGCCUUCAUCAGAGACACGGAGGACAUCAACACCCUGCGGAAGUGUGUGCAGAUCCUGUUCAACAGCAGAUUUGGGGAAGCCCUGGGCCUGAGCCACAUGGUCCACGUCCCCUACAGGAAGAUCGCCUGCCAGCCAGAAGCUGUGGAGGUCCUGGGCAUCCCGGACAACAUCCCUUUCAAGCGCCCCUGCACUUACGGGGCCACCAAGCUGAGGCGGAUCCUGGAGGAGCGGCACAACAUCCGCUUUAUUGUUAAGGGGGUGUUUAACGCGCAGACUGUCACACGGGUCAAGUUUUUGAAAGACUCAGAGAGGCUGGAGCCAGCCAGCCCAUCUGAGGACACCUCCAUGGAGAUUUCCAGGGCUGCCAUCCUUGACCAGGCCAUGCCCGCUGGGUCAGACAAGGGUGGUGUCUCUGAAGCCUGCACGCCAGGAGCCUGUGGGGAGCUGCAGCCAGUCAACAUUGAGCCUGAGAACCCAGACCUCACCCAGGUCACUGUCCCUCACCCUUUGGCAGCCUCUGAAGAGAUGACAGACUUGCUGCUGGGCCACCCCUCUCAGGACUCUAGCUUUGGGACGGAGAUGGUGGCUGAGCUGGGGCCCAGGGAGGACCCAUGGCUGGCAGAGGGGCUGGCAGAGGAGCUGGUAGAGGUCCUCUAUGGCUACGUGGUCAGGCUGCUUCGGGAGCAGGUGGAGCGGCUCUUCAGCACGAGGUACGCUGAGGCCAUCGGCGUCUCAGGGCCCGUGCAGGUGCCGUACUCCAAGUUCCUGAUGCACCCUGAGGAGCUGUUUGUCAUGGGGCUGCCGGAUGGCAUCUCCCUGUGCCGGCCGGACUGCUUCAGCAUGACCAAGCUGUGUCGGAUCCUGGAAGCCAGCAAGAGCAUCCGCUUUGUCAUCAGGAGGCCUGAGCUGCUCAUGGACACCGUCAAGGAUCCUGUCACUCACAGUGAAGUGAGGGACCCCCCGGUGGACGAGAGCCAGAGGAGACAGGGCUUUCCAGAAAGCUCUGAGGCGGGAGCCCCUGGCGCUGACAAGGCCAAAAUGCUGCGUGAGCAGGUCCAGGGCCUGUUCAACAGGAAGUACGGGGAAGCCUAUGGAGCGCUGUGCCCCGUGCAGGUGCCCUAUGACCGAAUCCAGAGCAACCCCGGCUGGGUGACCAUCGAGGGGCUGCCCCCGGGGAUCCCCUUCCAAAAGCCGUGCACCUUCGACUGUCAGAGCCUGCUGCGGAUUCUUGCCGAGGCUGACAAGAUCAAGUUCACGGUCACGGGGCUGGUCCAAGAACUCAGCCUGAAGCCUGAGAAGGGCGGUUCUAGCAACCUGGGGGAGGUAGUGAUCCUCCGGGAGAGGGUGAGGGAGCUCUUCAACAAGCGGUACGGCAAGGCCCUGGGCCUGGGCCGCCCUGUCCGGGUCCCUUACAAGCAGAUUCAAGAAAACCCCUUCACCGUGGAGGUCACUGGCCUGCCUGAUGACAUCCUUUUCCAGAAUCCCAAAAGCUAUAACUUCUACCAGCUGGAGAAGAUCCUGAAGGUGCAGGAGCACGUGCACAUGCGCAUCAUCAACCACCUGCAACCUUUUACAGAAACCUGCAGCGACGCUGGGAUGCCAGCCAGAGAUGCCUGCGACCCCAAGCCCAAGAGAAUGCGGGUCUCCGAAGGCAGCUCUGAGUCCUUCUCGAGCUCCCACGCCAAGUUCAUGGGGCCCCUCAACCAGAUCUCCCUCAUGCAGUGGCCGAUGUGCCAGGAAAACUAG
Molecule: messenger RNA, 3189 nt
Organism: Chinchilla lanigera (long-tailed chinchilla)
Lineage: Eukaryota; Metazoa; Chordata; Mammalia; Rodentia; Chinchillidae
Product: general transcription factor II-I repeat domain-containing protein 1-like
Exons: 6
Coding region: 1-3189 (1062 amino acids)
Cellular component (GO): nucleus
Molecular function (GO): DNA-binding transcription factor activity
Source: RefSeq, a predicted model, not a curated record